Molecule: messenger RNA, 2091 nt
Organism: Leguminivora glycinivorella
Lineage: Eukaryota; Metazoa; Arthropoda; Insecta; Lepidoptera; Tortricidae
Product: protein PFC0760c-like
Exons: 5
Coding region: 2-2041 (679 amino acids)
Source: RefSeq, a predicted model, not a curated record
AAUGCCGGCUCCAUAUAGUGAAAGAUGGGAGAGAACAAAGCGGUACUUACUACGGAACUUCCUGGUAAACCCCGGUUUCCAACUAUCCCCCAUCCCGGAAGAGGACCGUUCGUCGCCGGACGGCGAAAGCUUGCCGGACCUGAUCGUGGAGCCGGAGCCGAACCGCCACGACCACGCGCCGGACUUUUACGACGCUCUCGAGCGAAGGAUGCGGCGGUACUACCGGCAGCUCUUUCUAGGAGAAGAUGAGAGCGAAGACAGCAGCUCCGACUUUGAAGUAAAUCGAAGUAUGUCCAGCACUUUCAUCAACACCAGGAAAGAUGUAACAAGAAAUGAUAUAAACAUAGAUUCUGAUCAAGAUGUUUCAAUAACUAAUGAAAAUCAACCAAUAAUUGAGAAUGAAGACGAUUUACAAGAAAAAGAUACCAGUGAACUAAUAACCUGCGCGUCUAGUCAUACAUCUAUUGAUGAUUUAAAUAAGUCUUCAACUGUAGAAGACAGUCAAACUAUCGAAUCUUCAACUGAAUCUGAUCCAAAUGAAAACACAGAAGUAAUUAUAUACGAGUCUUCUGAUGAUAUUACUAAAAUCAGACGUGAAGAAUCUGAAACUAUUGAAAAUAAAUCAGUUGAAGAUGACUCAACGGAACAAUGUCAUAGAAUAUCGACAACAGUAGCACAGAUACACGGAUCGCCUGCAAGAGCUUCUGUUCAGUUUGACAGCGGGAGCCCAGUGCUGAUCCCUCGGGUGCUACAAUUCAGGAGAACAGUAUUUGGAUCUGGAUUUGCUUCAAGGUUAUCUGGGCAGAGCGUGAAUGUUUUGAACACUUCUGGUCAAAAUAUUGACCGCGUUCCAACAAAAACAGCUGAAGAAUCAAAUAUACAAGAUAUAACAAUCGUAGAACCAGAUACAGAAGUGCAAAAACUACUAACAGACAGUGAACUUACAAGAAUUAGUAUAGAUAAAACAUUUAUCACUGCAGUAAACACAGGAACGGAUCAUAAUCAAGAAGAUGUCCUUGAGAAGAGAGAGAAUAUAAAUACUGAAGAUGAUUUUCAAGAAAAUGAACGUGAUGAAGAUAACGAAUCAAACCAAGAUGAAGCUGAAAUAACAGAUAUAGGUAAUGAAUCUAUUGAGUGGAAUAAAGAUGGAGUAGACGAUGACGAAGAUGGGUUCGACUUCGCUAUUAGAAAAGGAGAGUUUGCUCGCAAAGCACGUCAUCUAGUUUUCCGUACUUCAGAUUCUUUUGAGAAUUUAGAGCCUAUCGCUCAUACUACAGACACAGGAACGGAUCAUAAUCAAGAAGAUGUCCUUGAGAAGAGAGAGAAUAUAAAUACUGAAGAUGAUUUUCAAGAAAAUGAACGUGAUGAAGAUAACGAAUCAAACCAAGAUGAAGCUGAAAUAACAGAUAUAGGUAAUGAAUCUAUUGAGUGGAAUAAAGAUGGAGUAGACGAUGACGAAGAUGGGUUCGACUUCGCUAUUAGAAAAGGAGAGUUUGCUCGCAAAGCACGUGAUCUAGUUUUCCGUACUUCAGAUUCUUUUGAGAAUUUAGAGCCUAUCGCUCAUACUACAGAGAAUUUUGAUAAUGAAGAAUUUGAGCCAGUUGAGGAGAUGAGAGAAGCUCAAGGGUCUGGAGCUAAUGAGUCCUGGCACGGAGGGGCAGAUCAGACAAGUCCUGCGUUGGCAUUUGAAACCAAGACAAGUGCAGAAAGACUUGAAGAAUGCUCCGACACUGAAAUAAGCGCAUCUACAGAAGAUGAAACCGUAGAAGACAACAUUCAAAAUCUCAACUACGCUCGUGUAGAUGAUUUCUGGUCAGUAUCGUCCGUAGAAGUAGAUCUCGAUAAUUCAAAUGAUAAUAGUUCAAAAAAAAGAAGAUCCGAUUCGAGUGACGAUUUACCGUUGAGAAAAAGGAAAAAAGAUAUGACGACGCAAACUGGUUUAGAAGAGAAAUUGCAAUGGGAGAGUGUAAGGAAAGAUCUUUUUGUAGGUUUACCGCUUGUGUUGAGGCUGUGUAGGUGCCAAGAUCAUGUUUGUUCUUGAUUUUCUGUUGAUUGUGUUUGCCCCACGGCGAUUGGCGUGUACGCUAUUAU